UGUACUGUGUACUGUGUACUGUGUACUGUGUACGUACGGCAGCCGGCGCACGGCGGUGUGCCACCGGUCGCUGGUGGGCGGGCGCUGCGUGCCGGAGCCGUGGCCGCGGAACGUCGCCUCCACGCCCGCGCUGCCCACGCACGUCACCAAGUGAGUAUGGCAGUGUGUGUGUACUGUGUACUGUGUACUGUGUACUGUGUACGUACGGCAGCCGGCGCACGGCGGUGUGCCACCGGUCGCUGGUGGGCGGGCGCUGCGUGCCGGAGCCGUGGCCGCGGAACGUCGCCUCCACGCCCGCGCUGCCCACGCACGUCACCAAGUGAGUAUGGCAGUGUGUGUGUACUGUGUACUGUGUACUGUGUACUGUGUACGUACGGCAGCCGGCGCACGGCGGUGUGCCACCGGUUGCUGGUGGGCGGGCGCUGCGUGCCGGAGCCGUGGCCGCGGAACGUCGCCUCCACGCCCGCGCUGCCCACGCACGUCACCAAGGCGCAGUGUUGUUGCACAGUCGGUGUAGCAUGGGGUCCAGAAUGUGAAUUAUGUCCUUCGCCCGGCUCUUCUGAACGUAUGGAGCUCUGUACUGAUAGGAAUCUUGAUAUCGACCACGGUGGAAAAGGCGGUAACGGAGGAGGGGUAAUCGCCGGAGGCGGUGGUGGAAUGAGCCUAGGCGGUGGAGGUGGAACCGGAGGGGUAGGCGGUGUAUUCAACGACGUCGACGAAUGUGCCGCAAUGCCAGAUCUCUGUGCUCCUGGACGAUGUGUUAAUACUAUUGGCAGCUUCCGGUGCGUGUGCGGCGCGGGGCACCGCGCGGCGGGCGCGGCGUGCGUGGACGUGGACGAGUGCGCGCGCGGCGCCCCCUGCGCGCACGCCUGCCGCAACACGGACGGCUCGUACGACUGCACGUGCCGCGCCGGCUACGAGCUCGACGACGACGGCGCCGCCUGCCGCGACGUGGACGAGUGCGAGCGCGGCGACCACACCUGCCAGCAGAUCUGCACCAACACGCGCGGCUCCUUCGAGUGCUCCUGCGAGGACGGCUACGAGAAGCACGGCGACGCCUGCGUCGACGUGGACGAAUGCCAAGAAGAGGGUAUCUGCCCGACGCCAGGAAAAUGCGUGAAUCUGCUAGGAUCUUACCGAUGUGUAUGUCCGCGGGGCUUCCGACUCGAUCUUACGGGCACGCGUUGUCUCGACCGAGAUGAGUGCGAAGAAGGCCGUUGCCAGUCGCCCUGCAGAAACUACGCCGGAAAGUACCGCUGCGACUGUCCGGCUGGCACGACUCGCGGGCCAGGCGGCGCUUGCGUGCCGCGGGACGGCUGCGCGGACAGCCCGUGCGGCGCGUCGCCGUGCUUCCCCGUGGGCGACGCCUACCGCUGUGGCUGCCCCGCCGGCUACGGCUGGGACGCCGGCCACGCCGUGUGCUUGCAGACGGCUGGCGGGUGCGCGGCGGCCGGCUGCGUGUUCGGGUGCGCGACGGGCGGCGGCGGCUACGAGUGCGGUUGCCCGGCCGGUUACGCGCUGGUGGGCGCGGGCCACUGCCUGAGUGCGCUGGACGCCGCGUUGCCGCCCGACGACAUCGGCAACGCGCCCGUGUUCCCCGUGCGCGACCAGUACCGCCUCGGCCGCGACCCUGACCUCAUCUCCACCGAGGGCUGCUUCAGCUGCAAGAUGAAUGGCCGCCGGCGAAGAGCUCCCGAAGAGGGCGUUGUGUACGCGAAUGGAACCACGGUCGUCAGGAAACGCAGGAGACGCAGUCGUCGUCGUCGUUCGCUCCUCGAACCAGAAGCCGAAUUGGUCGUGGUAAAAGCCACACCGAAACAGACGUGGGGCAAAGCGCCCCUCCUCCGCCUCGUCCCGGCUAAAGACGGGCCGCGGCCGCAUUAUCGAAUCGCGUAUGGAGAUGACAACAAAGACUUCAUACUGUCCAAACGUGACGGCACGUGGGCACUCAAGUUGAGGAGGCAUCUCAAGUCCAAUGCGGUGAUGGAGAGACAGCUGGAGUUGGAGGCGAGGUUUGUCCCAGUUCCCAGUAUAGCCAGACGACGCAGGAGGCACGUGGACUUGAAUGUACCGGCGCCUCUACGGCUGUACGUGUCGGUACGAAUCGCUCCCAAGAAACGUUGAUUGACGCUCCGGCGGUGAGGCUCGCUCGUGUGAUGUCCUGAUUAUCGAGUUACACGUACGUACUUAUCCAUAACCCACGCCUUAAAAAUGUUACAAUUCAAAAUUGGUCGCUAAAUAAUGUUUAAAGCAUUUUUUGGUGCAUUUACCUUAUCAAUAUAUUUUGUAAGGCAAAGGGUCUUCGCUCACGAAGCCGCUGUUUGUAAUAUUUUAUAAAAAAAUAUUAUUUAAGUACAGUUAAAGAAUUCUCAUAAAUUUCUUCGGCAUGUUUGUUUCGAUCGUAAAGUUGCAUUAAAUUGGAGACUAAGGAUGGGAUAUUAGGGGAGAAUUUAGUUUCUAAUUUCUUCACCUUAUGGAUUGCUACAGUACAGUACAGUUCGAAUACUCGAUUUUCAGGGCGAGUGAUGUAUUUUUAUAUCGAUACUCGAUCACAACAGAAUUUCAAAACGUUCAAUAUGAAUUAUGAAUAAAUUACGAUAAAUAUUUAAGACUCGAAUUAGCGUAAAUAAUGCGAAUGAAAUGUUGUUAUUAUAACAUUAACGUCACUGCCAUGAAAUAUCUGUUGUAACAAUCAUACUGCCAUUAUUGUGUUGUGGAUAUUGCUUGUUCGACACGUAAACGUAUUGAGAGAUGUCACGAUAGUGUGUUGUGCUUUGAACAAAUUACAUUUUUUUUUUAUAAUACCACUGAGGUGGCAAACAAGCAUACGGCCCACCUGAUGGUAAGUGGUUACCGUAGCCUUACAUGGACGCAUAGGCUAGUCUUACGCCGUGCAGGUGAAGUGGACGUGUCACCCAAUGUUAGACUGGUUCUGUUUAUUGUGGCCAAAUAUUUUGUUUCAGCGGCAAUAUUGUAUUGUUUACAUUUUUAUUUUUCGAACACUUUCUUAUUUUGUUUUUUAUUUUUUUUAUAUUUUUUUUUAUAAAUAUCGUUGCAACAAAAUAUUACGGGUCACUGUAUCAUCGUCACGCGAUUCCGCUGAGUGUAGACGAUCUCGUAGGCAGUAUUAAAUGUGUUAGGUGAAUGUAUGCAUAAUACUAUGUUAGUUGAUGAAUAUACCGGUGUCGAGGCAAUCGUUAGCUAAACUAAUAACUUUAUUAUUAGGAUUCGAAGUUUUUAUAAGUGUCGAAGUAAAACCGAGUUUGUUAUGAAUGUCGAACGUUUCUAUCUCUUACAACCCUGUUCGCAUUCGAUCGUAACGCCACGCGCCAGUGAAUUAGUAUAAGUAAACUAUUUAUUUAAUAUUCCUUGUAAUAUUUAAUAGUAAUUACUUAUAAACUCUACUUACUGUGAAAUGUAAUGUAUUAUUAUGGAAUUUACUAUAGAUUAGAAAGGAACUCUUGUAGAAAACUACGAAAUCGCCGCAAUAAAAAAAAAAUGUGUUUUAUUUUGUAAAUAUGUGUAUACAAAUAUUAUAAAUUAAUAUAAAUGUACUAGCUUUAGUUACAUAUUAUUUAGGAUUUAUUAACAUUAUAUUAGGUAAGUGAUGACGAACGGAGGUGGAAUUAAUAAAAUUAUAAACUUAUCUAAUUGUU
Molecule: messenger RNA, 3656 nt
Organism: Galleria mellonella (greater wax moth)
Lineage: Eukaryota; Metazoa; Arthropoda; Insecta; Lepidoptera; Pyralidae
Product: fibrillin-3-like
Exons: 8
Coding region: 157-2124 (655 amino acids)
Molecular function (GO): calcium ion binding
Source: RefSeq, a predicted model, not a curated record